Molecule: messenger RNA, 321 nt
Organism: Micromonas pusilla CCMP1545
Lineage: Eukaryota; Viridiplantae; Chlorophyta; Mamiellophyceae; Mamiellales; Mamiellaceae
Exons: 2
Coding region: 1-321 (106 amino acids)
Source: RefSeq, a predicted model, not a curated record
AUGUCGUUCAGACUGUGCGCGGACACCACGGGCGUUCGAGAGACUGCCGCGCGACCUGUCGCUGUCGAAACGAAUUCAGGUCGAAAUCCGAGUCCGUCCAAAGUGGCGAUUCGGCGCGGGAGACGAGACCGCGAAGGGCGUGCCCGACGUCAUGUACGCGCUCGGUUUGCGGGCGGGACGAAAGGGUUCGAGGAAGCGCUCGAGCCGUUCGGGCUGAAACCCGCGGACCCGGCGUUUUGGACGGACGCCCUGGACGCGCACCUCGGGUCGCUCAUGGACGAGGCCGAAGCGCUCGCGAAGAAGCUCGCGUACGCGAACUGA